Messenger RNA from Plasmodium yoelii, 1407 nucleotides. Its product is annotated as U1 small nuclear ribonucleoprotein A, putative. NCBI's taxonomy places the organism in Eukaryota, Apicomplexa, Aconoidasida, Haemosporida, Plasmodiidae. The record is from RefSeq and is a predicted model, not a curated record. Bases 1 to 1407 code for a protein of 468 amino acids. Gene Ontology annotation, cellular component: U1 snRNP. Gene Ontology annotation, molecular function: U1 snRNA binding. The transcript is spliced from 2 exons. Gene Ontology annotation, biological process: mRNA splicing, via spliceosome.
AUGAGUAGCAACGAUUCAUUAAAUGAAACAUGUUCCAAUGAUAACAAUAAGGAAAAUGCUCCGAAUUCGGAUGGUAAUAACUUAAAUGAAGACAAAGAUAAUGCAAAUAAUGAAAAUUCAGGAGCUAUAAAUAUUAAUAAUUCAGAACAAAUUAAUAAUAAUGGACGAUUAAAUAGUGCUGGAAACAGCAAAUGGAGCUAUGAUAUACCUCCCCCUCCAGAUUCAAAUCAAUACCCUAACGAAAAUAAUAGCAAUGAUGAUAGUAAUAAAAAUAAUCCAAUAAAUUCACAAAAUAAUCCCAUAUUUACAAACACAAAUUAUAAUAAUAAAAUGAUGAACAAUGUAAAGGGUGCAUAUAAUUCGUACCCUCAAAAUAUGAAUACCCCAAUGAAUAUGUUUCCCAAUGCAGAUGGGAUGACAAAUAAUUUACCAUUAGCAAUGUAUCAAAAUGCCCAUAAUAUGUUAUAUAAUCCUAUGAAUUAUAUGAAUAGUAAAACUUAUUUAAAACUUUUGAAAUAUAACAAAGUAAUAACAGCGGAUCCUAAUAUCCCACCCAAUGAAACAUUAUAUAUAAAAAAUUUAAAUGAUAAAAUAAAAUGUGAAGAUAUGAAAAAAAGUUUAAAAAAUAUUUUUAAUCAAUAUGGCCUAAUUGAAGAUAUAAUUGUUAUGAAAUCUUUUUGGAGAAAAGGCCAAGCUUGGAUUGUAUAUGAUACCAUCGAAAGUUCAACUAAAGCUUUAAAUGCAUUGCAAGGUUUUGUUUUAUUCGGAAAGAUUAUGCAAAUAAAUUAUUCACAUAAUAAAAGUGAUGUGCAUACAAAAAGAAAUGGCACUUUUGUAGAAAGAUCAAAAGAACCAAAAAAACCGAAACAAAUUAUUGAAAGAGAAAAAAAACAAAAAGAAAUUUUUGAAAAAAUGCAACAAAAUUAUUUUGAAAUGCAAAUAAACCAUAUUAAAGCUAUGCAUAAUGAGGGAUUGGAAAGAAAUAAAAAUUUUGAUUUAAGUCAAAUGGAUAAAGAAACAUUAAUAGCCCGAGCUCAGCAAAAAGCAAACGAAGAAAAAAAACGCAAAAAAGGUGAAGAUCCCUUACAAAAUAAUACUAAUUACAAUAUUCCUAAUAUUCAUCCCCCCCAAUUUUAUGCUAUGAAUAACUUUGCACCAAUUCAAAACAAUCCUGUAAUUCCAUAUAAAAUAUUAUUUGUUGAAAAUGUUGAUGAAAAUGUUAAUACUGAAGCUUUUAAUGAUAUAUUUAAAGCUUUUUCAGGAUUUGUUGAAGCCAGAAUUAUUCCACAGAGAAAUGUUGCAUUUGUUGAUUACACAGACGAAUCUUCUGCAACAUCCGCAAUGAAAGCCUUGCAAAAUUACGAAUUACAAGGAUCUAAGUUAAAAAUAUCAUAUGCGAAACGAUAA